AUGAACGAUACCACCGCACAGGGCUGGAUUGGCGAACCUGACGGUCGGGGAACGUGGAGUAUCCUAUCCACCUGUAUCCUCACAAUCGUUCUCUGUUGCUGGACAUCCAUGUCCCCAAAUUUACCUGCCAAAUCCGAUGGCAAGUUCAAGAUCUGGAGAUAUAAAUUCGAUCUUGCUUUUAUGACGGUUCUCGGGUCUGAAUUCGUAUUGAUGGUGGCUCUGGGUCAAUGGUCAUCCGCACGUUAUUCACUUAAGAAAUUCCACAAGGCUGGAUACGAGGACUGGACUAUCCAGCAUGCCUUCUUCGCCAAUAUGGGGGGAUUUUUAGUCGAGCCCCCGGAAAUAGACCUACCUUCGUUCCCAUUGGAUGCGGAGCAGCUCUAUACCCUAGUAAGGGAGGGUUAUGUCGACUAUCCUAUCUUACAGGAGGAGGAAAUUGAAGAUAAGAGCAAAUCAGGUGGACUAGCUAGAUUGUUCACAGUAGCGCAAGCCCUCUGGUUCACGUUAAACUGUGUCACUCGAUUUGCCCAGGGUAUUUUUGUUACCACUCUUGAGCUCACCACUCUGUCCUUCGUUCUAGUCUUCAUAAUAACAUCCUACUGCUGGUAUCACAAACCUAUGGAUGUCAACCGACCAAUCACUUUGAAGCUCAAUACCUCUGUAGCUGCAAUUCGGAGAAAUCACCACCGAGGCCCCGAAUCGAAGUGGUAUGAGACACCAUUUGAAUAUCUCUCACGGGAUGAGUGGUUUCUUGCUCGAUUUUGGAGAUACUACAUUCAGAUCCUACACUACAUGCAUAUACCGCUAGUAACUCAGCCCCAACGACGACCAUAUGAUCGCAUUCCAAGUCAUUACUUGCUAAAUGUUGACAUAACGGCUGAGGUGAUCGCUACCCCGACAAUUGUUUUUUUCAGUGCUAUGUUUCUUAUUGCCUGGAAUUCUCAUUUCCCUACCGCGGCUGAGAAAUUACUUUGGCGUAUUGCUAGUGUGAAUAGCAUAUCCUAUGCGUUGAUUGGAGGGCCUCUUUCGCUAUAUUUUCAGAAAACCCUGUUUGAAGCGAAGAAAAAAGAAGAAAGAGCACAAGCUAGGUUGAACCGGAAACGAGCAGCCAGGGGAUGGAUCGAUCGUUUUACUACGAAGCUCAGAAAUAUUCAUCCUGAUCAGGAUCCUGAGUUGGAGAUUCCUCUUCGCGCGUUGAUUCCAAUUUCCUUGCUGUGUGCCUUAUAUUGCGUAGGUCGAGGGUUUAUCUUGACGGAAGACUUGAUUGGAUUGAGGAGUUUGCCAAAGAGUGCUUUUCAGACGGUUACUUGGUCAAGAUAUGUACCUCACUGGUAG
Molecule: messenger RNA, 1335 nt
Organism: Penicillium coprophilum
Lineage: Eukaryota; Fungi; Ascomycota; Eurotiomycetes; Eurotiales; Aspergillaceae
Exons: 3
Coding region: 1-1335 (444 amino acids)
Source: RefSeq, a predicted model, not a curated record